Sturnus vulgaris (Common starling) is the source of this 1226-nucleotide messenger RNA. RefSeq names its product putative methyltransferase DDB_G0268948. The record is from RefSeq and is a predicted model, not a curated record. Gene Ontology annotation, molecular function: S-adenosylmethionine-dependent methyltransferase activity. NCBI's taxonomy places the organism in Eukaryota, Metazoa, Chordata, Aves, Passeriformes, Sturnidae.
CUCGCAGUCCCGGGCUGAGCAGGUGGCAGGAGCUCGGUCCCUGUGACAUUCCCAGGGUGCCAGGACAGCCAGCAUGACCACCCAGAUGUUCGAGGGCAAAGGGCAUGCAGCCGUCUACCAGAAAUACAGGUUUGCACCGGGCAUAGUACUGAAGCAGACCAUCCUCUCCUACCUGCAGGAAAAGAAGGCAAUCCCUGCAGAGCUGGCAGUGGAUGUGGGCUGUGGGUCUGGACAAGGCACCCAUUUCCUUGGGGAACACUUCAAGAAGGUGGUGGGCACGGACAUCAGCGAAGCACAGAUCCAGGAGGCCAAGGACACCCCCGGCAUGCCCAACAUCUCCUACCUCGUGUGCCCUGCAGAGGAGCUGCCGUUCCAGGACGCCUCCGUGGAUGUGCUGACAUCGUUCACGGCCGCGCACUGGUUCGACAUCGGCAAGUUCAUGCGGGAGGCUGACAGGGUGGUGAAGCCUGGCGGCUGCGUGGCCAUCAGCACCUACACCGUGGACAUGAGCCUGCGCUACGGGGACUGCUCCGAAAAACUCACCAAAGUCUUCAGGGAGUGCUGGGACCAGAUUUUAAAAUACUCACAUGAUAGACUAAAAUAUGUCUUGGACAACUACCAAGAGAUCUUUGAUGCCUUGCCCUUCUCAGACAAAAAGAGAGUCACUGAUAUCUACGACCAAAUUCCCAUGACUGUUGAGGGUGUGGUUGGUUACAUGGAGUCUUCCUCUUCAUAUCAAACCUUUAAAAAGAAUGACCCUAAAGCUGCAACAUCCCUCCUCCAAGAGACUGAAAAGAGGAUGCUGGAGACAAUGGGAGUUUCCUCUCGUGAGACCCCAGUGGAGUUCUGGGUGAGGCACGUCUGCGUGCUGGGCUGCAAGGGGCUCUGAGAGAGCAAACCUUUCUCCUGGUCUGGUGCUACAGUGGAAGGACAAGAUGGAUUGUCUCCCAAAAGCCUGCUCAUAACUGCUCUUACUCCUUGGGAAUGCUGGUGCUGAUUUUGCUAAUUGAAGUGUUGGUCUCCUGUGGAAAGCAGAUGGGGUUUUAUGCCCCUCAGGUUCCUGCCCACCUUGGUUGUGGAGUCUGCCCAGUGCUGCUCCCUCAGCACUGGAAGUGUCCCAUUGUGGACAUAUUACUGGUUUAAUAACCUGGGGAAGAGAAUCACAGCUGAGAAACUCACUGCAUUUCUUACACAGUUAAUAAUAAUUAAAAAUCAAGCUGAGAAAA